This is a messenger RNA of Salvia hispanica, 1257 nucleotides long. RefSeq names its product putative pyridoxal 5'-phosphate synthase subunit PDX1. Gene Ontology annotation, molecular function: amine-lyase activity. Gene Ontology annotation, biological process: pyridoxine biosynthetic process; pyridoxal 5'-phosphate biosynthetic process; amino acid metabolic process. The record is from RefSeq and is a predicted model, not a curated record. NCBI's taxonomy places the organism in Eukaryota, Viridiplantae, Streptophyta, Magnoliopsida, Lamiales, Lamiaceae.
AACCCAAACCCUAGCCUCCUUGGAAAAACAAACUGUUGAUUUGGCCUCUUCUUCACCAUUAAAAUACCCCAAUUUAUCAGAAUCCCUAAUUUUCCACCCAAAAUCCCCAAUUCCACACAUAUAUAUACACCACUCCACUCCACUCCACCCAUUUCACAACCCUAUCCCUCUCCUCUCUUUCUCUAGGAAGCUUUAUCCUCCUCAGAAAUGGCCGGAACCGGAGUUGUAACCGUCUACGGCAACGGCGCCAUCGCCGAGACCACCAAGCAAUCCCCCUUCUCCGUCAAGGUCGGCCUCGCUCAGAUGCUCCGCGGCGGCGUCAUCAUGGACGUCGUCAACGCCGAGCAAGCUCGCAUCGCGGAGGAGGCCGGCGCCUGCGCCGUCAUGGCGCUCGAGCGCGUCCCCGCCGACAUCCGCGCCCAGGGCGGCGUCGCUCGGAUGUCAGAUCCGCAGCUGAUUAAGGAGAUCAAGCAGGCCGUCACGAUUCCGGUGAUGGCCAAGGCUCGGAUCGGGCACUUCGUGGAGGCGCAGAUCCUGGAAUCGAUCGGGAUCGAUUACGUGGACGAAUCGGAGGUCCUGACCGUCGCCGACGAGGACAACCACAUCAACAAGCACAACUUCCGCAUCCCGUUCGUGUGCGGGUGCCGCAACCUCGGCGAGGCGCUGCGGCGGAUCCGCGAGGGCGCGGCGAUGAUCCGCACCAAGGGCGAGGCCGGGACGGGGAACGUGGUGGAGGCGGUGCGCCACGUGCGGUCGGUGAUGGGGGAGAUCCGCGUGCUGAGGAACAUGGACGACGACGAGGUGUUCUCGUUCGCGAAGAAGAUCGGCGCGCCGUACGACCUGGUGAUGCAGACGAAGCAGCUCGGGCGGCUGCCGGUGGUGCAGUUCGCCGCCGGAGGGGUGGCGACGCCGGCCGACGCGGCGCUGAUGAUGCAGCUCGGCUGCGACGGGGUGUUCGUCGGGUCCGGGGUGUUCAAGAGCGGGGACCCGGCGCGGAGGGCGAGGGCGAUCGUGCAGGCGGUGACGCACUACAACGACGCGGCGGUGGUGGCGGAGGUGAGCUGCGGGCUCGGGGAGGCGAUGGUGGGGAUUAACCUCAAUGAUGCCAAGGUCGAGAGGUAUGCCAACCGCUCCGAGUGAGUCGGCUCGGAUAUUCGCUUCUGCUUUCUUGUUGCUUUUUGGGGCUCCUGGAAUAUUACUUAUGUUGUGAUUGGGAAUUUACAUUAUAUAAGUCAAUCUUUUGAUUUGCGUUUUUAA